UUUCUCGUGGAAAUUGUAUUGUACGUGAAUAUGAUCGACUUGUUGGAGAAACGUUGUUACCAGAUUUAGCUGCCAAUGAUAAAUAUGAAUUUUCGGUUGGACAAGAUGCAGAUGUUGUUUAUAAAGAGAAUAUUACACUUGUAUCUUCACGUGCGUUCAAUGAAACAUUACGGUCGGGAGGUAAAGAAGUCGAAGAACGAACACAAUCGAGCCAUACAGUCAGUCUAUUAUUGAAGAAUUUCAAGAAAAAUCGUUCAGUGAAAGUUGAAUAUCGACAAGAAGUGUACGCUCGAUCAGUGAAAUUAACAAGUAAUGGCAAUGGCGGGUUUGUACAAGACGGUUCAACUAUCAAAGCAUUAAUAAUAUUGCUUGCUAAUGAAGAAAAAGUGUUCUCAUAUCAACUUGAAACUAUUAAUUAA
Messenger RNA from Adineta ricciae, 419 nucleotides. NCBI's taxonomy places the organism in Eukaryota, Metazoa, Rotifera, Eurotatoria, Adinetida, Adinetidae. The record is from the annotation of a GenBank genome assembly.